UCUGUGCAAGCUGAAAUAAAUCAUUUAAAAAGCCGUGCUUAUAGUUUUAAAUGCGAUUAAUUUAAUUCUUGGUGAAUGUUAUACUGAUGGAUUAUCAGGUAGAGACAUCAUGGCUUUCGGUAAUUUGCGGUUUUCCAGAUCAGAUAUUCUUAAAUCUCAUGUCUAAUCCUGAUAAUACAAUAAUAAUAAUCUAUGUAGAUGCUUUUAAUAUUUCUUAUCUCAAAUUGUUUAUAUAAGGAUAAUAUGCUUCUGCCUUUUAAUUAUUAAGGUGUUGAUUAGGUUUGUACCUUAAAGUCCAAAAACAGUUUAUUGCGUUAGUUUGUGCAAAAUGACUGUUAUAUAUUUGAGCGGUAUUUUCUUUCUAAUAUUUUGCGCUUUCGCAAAUGGAAACCCCAUUUCAAACUCGUCUCUCCGACGCAUAUCACAAAAUUCCUUCGUCCGCAUAGUUGGUGGACAAGAUGCUGAUAUUGCAGACUAUCCUUAUCAAGUUUCAGUCUUAAUCGACGGGCAGCAUGCUUGUGGUGGUUCAAUUAUUGCAAAUAAUUUUAUAUUAAGUGCAGCACAUUGCUUUGCUGAAGAAUCGAGAGCAAGCCAUAUUACAAUUAGAGCAGGAUCUACAUAUCGAACCACGGGAGGACAAGUGGUUCAAACCAAAACGAUUACUGCACAUCCUAAUUUCAAUGAAGAUACCUAUGAUUAUGAUAUUGCUGUUGUCGAACUUGCGUCUCCAUUGGUACUGGGAACUAAUGUACAAACAGUUUCACUACCACCCAGUGGUACAGCAUUUAGCAAUGGUGAAAAUUCUGUAGCUACAGGUUGGGGCCUUACCCGCAAUGACGGUGAUCUCGCUGAUGUGUUGCAAGUUGUCACUCUUCCUUUAAUUACAACUGCAACUUGCAAAAGUAAUUAUUAUGGAAGUGCCAUUAGUUCAAGAAUGUUUUGUGCAGGAGCUGCUGGAAAGGACUCAUGUUUUGGUGAUUCAGGUGGUCCUCUUGUAAGUGAUUCUAUUCAACUUGGAAUAGUUUCAUGGGGAGACGUAUGUGGGCAGGCAUCGACUCCAGGAGUAUACACAAAAGUUACUGAAUUUUUAAGUUUCAUCAACAAUAUUAUUUCUGUUAAAAAGAAAACGUUGUAGGAACUUCGAUGUUAAUGUGUUCAAUAUACUUGGCUAUAUUUAUUGGCUAAAACUA
Molecule: messenger RNA, 1190 nt
Organism: Dendroctonus ponderosae (mountain pine beetle)
Lineage: Eukaryota; Metazoa; Arthropoda; Insecta; Coleoptera; Curculionidae
Product: trypsin 3A1
Exons: 6
Coding region: 329-1135 (268 amino acids)
Biological process (GO): proteolysis
Molecular function (GO): serine-type endopeptidase activity
Source: RefSeq, a predicted model, not a curated record